Chaetura pelagica (chimney swift) is the source of this 2382-nucleotide messenger RNA. Its product is annotated as toll-like receptor 2 type-1. Gene Ontology annotation, biological process: toll-like receptor signaling pathway; immune response; inflammatory response. Gene Ontology annotation, cellular component: membrane. Bases 1 to 2382 code for a protein of 793 amino acids. The transcript has a single exon. Lineage: Eukaryota; Metazoa; Chordata; Aves; Apodiformes; Apodidae. Gene Ontology annotation, molecular function: transmembrane signaling receptor activity; triacyl lipopeptide binding; protein binding. The record is from RefSeq and is a predicted model, not a curated record.
AUGUUUAAACAAACAAAACACAAAUCAAGAGCUAAACAUUCCUGGCAAGUGUGGGCCCUCUACAUGGUGUUAGCUGUAAACCUCUCUGAAGAACAAGUGCUGAAGCAAAGUUGUCCAUCAUGUGAUGCCUCUGAGCUUUGCAACUGCUCUUCCAUGGGCUUGGAUUUCAUUCCCCAAGAACUCACAGACAAAAUUGUAACAUUAAACCUGUCCCACAACAGGAUCAAGCACAUCCGAUCCCAGGAUCUGCAGCAGGCUGUGAACCUGAGAGCCCUGCUGCUGCAGUCCAACACAAUCAGCUCAAUAGAUGAGGACUCGUUUCGCUUCCUUGGGAAACUGGAGCUCUUGGACUUGUCAAAUAACAGCCUGGCUCACUUGUCCCCUGCAUGGUUUGGUCACCUCCUUUCCCUCCAGCAGCUCCACCUUCAAGGGAACUCCUACAGAGACCUGGGGGAAAGCUCCCUGUUUUCUGGGCUGAGGAACCUGAGCUCUCUCCACCUGGGCAACCCACAGUUUUCCACAAUAAGGCAGGGAAACUUUGAGGGCAUUUCAGUUCUCCAGUAUUUAUGGAUUGAGGGUGGCAAUCUCAGUCAGUAUGAGCCAGGAAGUUUGAAACCGAUUCAGAAGAUAAAUCACAUGAUCAUAAACCUGAGGAACGCUAAAGUAUUCUCAGCAAUUGUCAGGGACCUUCUGCACUCUGUCACUUGGUUAGAAGUGAGAGAAAUUCAGUUAGAUAUUGAAAAGAAAAGCUUGGUGCAGAAUUCAAUGCCUCCUUUUAGCAUACAAAAACUUACAUUUAAAGAUGCUUGGUUCACAGACCAAUAUAUUACCCGAACAAUAGUAUUACUGAAGGAAAUCACAUCACUGCAAGAGAUUGAGGCCAUUGAUUGUGUGCUUGAGGGGAAAGGAGCCUGGGAUACUACAGAAAUUAAAGUAAGUGGACAAAGUUUUGUUGAAUCAGUGUCCAUAAUAAACCUAAUGAUUCCAAAUUUUCACUUGUUUUUUGACCUGGAGGGCAUGGAGUCACAAGUAAAACAACUGAAAAGACUCACCAUUGCGGGCUCCAGAGUUUUCAUGGUACCAUGCAAACUUGCAAAACAUUUUUCAUCACUUCAGUAUCUGGACUUUAGUAAUAACUUGCUAGUAAACAAUCGCUUAGAUGAGACAAUCUGUGAAAAAGGUUGGCCUUUGCUGCAAACUUUAAACCUAAGUCAAAACUCUCUUAAAUAUCUGAAAGAAACUGCAAAUUCUGUAACUCGUCUACUCACACUGAGAAAUCUUGACAUUAGCCAAAAUAAUUUUGGUGAUAUUCCAGAUGUGUGUGAAUGGCCCCAAACCCUGAAAUAUUUAAACCUCUCCAGCACUCAAAUUCCUAAACUCACGACUUGCAUUCCCACAACACUGGAAGUUUUGGAUGUCAGCUCAAACAACCUGAGGGAGUUUGCACUGCACCUGCCAUUUCUCAAAGAGCUGUACCUAGCCAAAAACCAGCUGAUGACCUUGCCUGGUGCUGCACCUGUUCCUAACUUAGUGGUCUUGUCAAUCAGAAGGAACAAGCUCAGCAGUUUCUCCAGGGAAGAGUUUGAGUCCUUCAAGCAAGUGGAGCUGCUGGAUGCCAGUGACAACAACUUCAUCUGCUCCUGCGAAUUUCUCUCCUUCAUCCAGCACCAGGCCAGGAUAGCCCAGGUGCUGGUGGGGUGGCCAGAGAAGUACGUCUGUGACUCUCCGCUGGCGGUGAGAGGGGCGCAGGUUGGGGCCGUGCACCUCUCCCUGAUGGAGUGCCACAGGUCCCUCGUGGUGUCCCUGAUCUGCGCCCUGGUGUUUGUGGUCAUCCUGGUGCUCGUGGCCCUUGGCUACAAGUACCACGUGGUCUGGUACCUGAGGAUGACCUGGGCGUGGCUCCAAGCCAAGCGGAAGCCCAAGCGAGCCCCUGCCAAGGACGUCUGCUACGACGCUUUUGUCUCCUACAGCGAGAACGACUCUGACUGGGUGGAGAACAUCAUGGUGCGGGAGCUGGAGCAGGCCUGCCCGCCCUUCCGGCUCUGCCUCCACAAGCGGGACUUUGUGCCCGGGAAGUGGAUCGUGGACAACAUCAUCGACUCCAUAGAGAAGAGCCACAAAACCCUCUUUGUGCUGUCCGAGCACUUUGUGCAGAGCGAGUGGUGCAAAUACGAGCUGGACUUCUCGCACUUCCGCCUCUUUGACGAGAACAACGACGCCGCGAUUCUCGUCCUGCUGGAGCCCAUCCAGAGCAAGGCCAUUCCCAAGCGGUUCUGCAAGCUGCGCAAGAUCAUGAACACCAAGACCUACCUGGAGUGGCCUCUUGAAGAAGAGCAGCAGAAUAUGUUUUGGGAAAACCUGAAAGGAGCCUUGAAGUCAUAG